UGUGGCCCUGGUACACCACCUAGGGCCUGGCCGCGCCGCGGGGGCUGACCUCUGGUUGUUGUGCGCGCAGCCCCGGCCCCUCCUGCUCGGCUGAUUCUGGACUUGCACUAGCAUCCAGUGGCCCAACGAGCGUGCGCGCGCAGCUCUCGGUCCUCCUGCCCUGAGUGACUCUUCGGAGGUCCCAGCCCCCCAGCUUGACAUGCCCGCGGGCGUGUCGUGGCCCUCGUACCUGAAAAUGGUGGUAGCCAGCAUGGGGGCCAUGCUGGCAGGGGCAGAAGUGGUGCACAGGUACUACCGACCCGAUCUGACCAUACCUGAAGUCCCUCCAAAACGUGGUGAACUCAAAACAGAGCUUCUGGGCCUCAAAAGCAGAGAAGAGCAAGAUCAGAUUUCUCAACAGCAGUGAUCUACACGGUCAGCAUUUGACAGGGGGACUUUUACUCCCUUUUUAUACAUACAGACAGUCAUUUUGCUUGUCCCAACACACUCAGGGUUCUCCAUGAACUUUAAUAAAUUCAGCUGUAAUUGUGGUUUGACAUGUGUGACCUGAAAAUUAUUUGAAUGAACUGUCCCUAGCCUUUGGAAUGUAGUUUGGGAGCUAUUUGAUUUGGUUCUGGGUAUAAUGUAAAUUACAUGUAAAACAUUUUGGAAUUAAAGCCUUUGUGUUGACUUCUCA
Molecule: messenger RNA, 676 nt
Organism: Trichosurus vulpecula (common brushtail)
Lineage: Eukaryota; Metazoa; Chordata; Mammalia; Diprotodontia; Phalangeridae
Gene: C5H12orf73
Product: chromosome 5 C12orf73 homolog
Exons: 3
Coding region: 200-406 (68 amino acids)
Biological process (GO): mitochondrial respiratory chain complex III assembly
Cellular component (GO): mitochondrion
Source: RefSeq, a predicted model, not a curated record